AUGUCGGCGACUGAUGCUGAGUACGAUCUCAAAGUUUCACCUCAGUCUGCGACGGGGGAUUACACCUUCGCGAAUGUGGACAACUUGGAGCAUUGCACCAAGUACUUGAACCAGACGAUGGUUACAUUUGGAUUUCCCGCCUCGCUCGAUCUCUUUUCGAAUGAUCCGGUUUCCAUCUCAAGGACCUGCAAUUGUAUGUACUCGUUGCUGCAGCAGCGACAGCGUGACUUAGAGUUUAGAGAAUCUGCUAAUGAGCAGAGGCAGAGACAACAAUCGGAUUUAGCUAGACUUGAAGCUAAAGUUGAGAGGCUUGAUGCGCAACUCCAACACAAGGACAGGGAAAUUGCAACAAUUACCAGAACAGAAGCCAAAAACACAGCAGCUUUGAAGUCGCAGAUUGAAAAGCUGCAGCAGGAGAGAGAUGAAUUUCAAAGGAUGGUGAUCGGUAACCAGCAAGUCAAAGCUCAACAGAUACAUGAAAUGAAGAAAAAGGAAAAGGAUUACAUUAAAUUGCAGGAACGGUUGAAUCAAGUGUUAAUGGAAAAAAAGAAAGAAUCAAAAUCAGGAAUGGAGAUUAUGAAUUUGCUACAGAAAGAAGGGAGGCAGCGUGGGACCUGGAAUGGCAAGAAGACUGAUACUGACUUCUACAAAAAGAUAGUGGAUGCAUAUGAAGCGAAAAACCAAGAACUAAUGGCUGAGAACACUAAUCUAAGAGCAUUGCUUCGAUCCAUGCAGACAGAUAUGCGUGACUUCUUAAAUGCUCCAAACGGGUCAGCUAAUCCUUCAUUGGCUGGCAACGAGAAACGCGAGACGGACCCUUCACAAUCUCCUCUGGGUGGGAAGACGGACGUCUUUGAUCUACCUUUCCGGAUGGCUAGAGGUCAAAUAGAAGAAAGUUUGCGCACUAAGAUGGCUUCCAUAAAGGAACGCAUGGUCCAGUUACAAGAUGCACCUAAAGGAGCUUCAGUUACAUCUGAAGCAACAGAAAGAGAGCUCGAACUCGAAGCUCAGCUUGUGGAGGCAAGAAGCAUAAUCCAAGAACAAGUAACUCUCUUCUCAUCUUCUUUACUUACGGCUAAGAGGCUAUUUUCCUCAGUCUCUAAGAUUUUGAUGUUUUGA
Messenger RNA from Thlaspi arvense, 1119 nucleotides. The record is from the annotation of a GenBank genome assembly. NCBI's taxonomy places the organism in Eukaryota, Viridiplantae, Streptophyta, Magnoliopsida, Brassicales, Brassicaceae.